UCGACCCCUCCCCCCUCAAACCCGAGACCGCGACCGCAAUGACGUCAUCGCCCUCGGCCACGCCGCCGCCCGUGACGUCACCGGUGACGUCAUCAUCAUCGUCAUCGUCGCGGAAGGGCAAGGGCGCCCCGUACGUGUGCGGGCUGUGCGCCAAGGAGUUCAAGAACGGCUACAACCUGCGGCGCCACCAGGCCACGCACGGCGCCGCCCCCGCCGCCAAGCGCGCCCCCCGCCCCGCCCCCAGCCUGCUGCCCCUCCCCCAGGAGCUCCUGGAGACCCCCCAGGGCGAGGAGGGGGCGGUGGGAGGUGACAACGUGGGGACAACGACCAAGAGGGCGUCGGCGGCGGCGUCGGCGGCGAGGAAGAGCCACGCGUGCGACACGUGCGGGAAGGCGUUCCGCGACGUGUACCACCUGAAGCGGCACCGGCUGUCGCACACGGACGAGAGGCCCUUCCAGUGCCCCGUGUGCCAGCAGCGCUUCAAGCGCAAGGACAGGAUGGCGUCGCACGUGCGCUCCCACCAGGGCCACGUGCACAAGCCCUACGCCUGCGGGCACUGCGGCAAGAGCUUCUCCAGGCCGGACCACCUCAACAGCCACGUCCGGCAGGUUCACUCCACCGAGCGGCCGUUCAAGUGCCAGACGUGCGAGGCGGCGUUUGCCACGCGUGACCGGCUGCGUGCCCACGCCGUGCGCCACGAGGACAAGGUGCCGUGCCACGUGUGCGGGAAGCUGCUCAGCGCCGCCUACGUCAGCGACCACCUGCGGGUGCACGGCCCCGCCCCCCGCGCGCAGGCCACGCCCAGAGGUUCCGGCUGCCCCGCCCCCUCCCCAAGCCCCGCCCCCGCCCCUCCCCCACCCCUGGACGGGACCCCCGGGGGCAGCCAGGGCUGGUGAAGGGGGCGGGGCCAAACAAACCCCGCCCCCAAACCCCCAUAACCCCUCCCCCACCCUCCCCAAGCUCCGCCCAUUUCCCCACCCCUUCAAGCCCCGCCCCCAAAUGGGGGGAGGGGGAGGGGCCAAGGCGGGGCCGACCAAUAAAAAACUGGGUGUU
Molecule: messenger RNA, 1053 nt
Organism: Zonotrichia leucophrys gambelii
Lineage: Eukaryota; Metazoa; Chordata; Aves; Passeriformes; Passerellidae
Gene: MAZ
Product: MYC associated zinc finger protein
Exons: 4
Coding region: 39-896 (285 amino acids)
Biological process (GO): regulation of transcription by RNA polymerase II
Cellular component (GO): nucleus
Molecular function (GO): DNA-binding transcription factor activity, RNA polymerase II-specific; RNA polymerase II transcription regulatory region sequence-specific DNA binding
Source: RefSeq, a predicted model, not a curated record